Molecule: messenger RNA, 498 nt
Organism: Peniophora sp. CBMAI 1063
Lineage: Eukaryota; Fungi; Basidiomycota; Agaricomycetes; Russulales; Peniophoraceae
Source: the annotation of a GenBank genome assembly
AUGUUCUCUCGCCUCUUCAACGCACUUUCAGGCGAUUCUGCAAGCUACCCCUCCGUGCUUCUCAGAUUGGAAGCGCCGAAUAGAGUCUUCAUUCUGCACGUCAUACCUGAGAGCAGCAAAGUUGAACGCAUCGACACAACGUUCUCGAAGAAGAUUCGCUACGGCAAUGCGAAAGUACGGUCCAGCGAACAGAUCGGCACCGUUAGGCUCGACAAGCCUGGUGGGGAUGACACAGCCUACAAGUUCAUGGAGGACCUCACCGCACGAGUGAAGAAACUUUGCGAUGAGAACGCAGGUGGCUUCGAGGUGGUUGAUCGUAUGGUGAAGGAGGUGCUGCGCCCGGCAGCCGUUGAGGCCCUCCGCGACAGGGAAGCAUCGACGACACUGUCGAGAGACGGGUCAUCCGCGCAUACACUUACCCUCGUCUAUGUCGACCGGCAGAAGGCCGAGGGGAUACUAGUUGGUUAUGAGCCUUCCAGCAUUGGCGGUAACCUGUGA